This is a messenger RNA of Galeopterus variegatus (Sunda flying lemur), 2997 nucleotides long. RefSeq names its product tripartite motif containing 4 (gene TRIM4). The record is from RefSeq and is a predicted model, not a curated record. The coding region runs from base 46 to 1557 and encodes 503 amino acids. Lineage: Eukaryota; Metazoa; Chordata; Mammalia; Dermoptera; Cynocephalidae. Gene Ontology annotation, molecular function: zinc ion binding; protein binding. The transcript is spliced from 7 exons.
UCCCGCGCCUCCCGUUGGACCCCGGCUCUGCGGUAGAGAGGCGGCAUGGAAGCCGAGGACCUCCAGGAGGACCUGACCUGCUCCAUCUGCCUGGACUAUUUCCAGGAGCCGGUGUCCAUCGAGUGCGGCCACAACUUCUGCCGCGAGUGCCUGCACCGCAGCUGGGAGCCGGGCGGCGGCCCGUUCUCCUGCCCCGAGUGCCGACGGCCGUCGACGCCCGCCGCGCUGCGGCCCAACUGGGCGCUGGCCAGGCUGACGGAGAAGACGCGGCGCUGGCGCCUGGGCCCCCAGUCCCCGGACUUGUGCGGCCGCCACCGGGAGCCGCUGCGUCUCUUCUGCGAGAACGACCAGCGGCCCGUGUGCCUGGUGUGUAGGGAGUCCCAGGAGCACCAGGCCCACGACAUGUCGCCCAUCGACGAGGCCUUCCAGAGCUACCGGAAAGAUCACUUUGGCAUACAUGUGGAUGAAUGGAAGAGAAGACCAAUUUGGCUGCUGUUGCACUACUUUAAGCAGGAGAUAAGAGAGAAACUUCUUAAAUGUCAAUUUAUUCUUAUGGCCAAAAUGAAGAAAGCCUUGCAUUUCCAUGAGGUGGAAGUGAAGAAUGCUACAAAGUGGAAGGAGAAGAUAAAGAAUCAGCGGAUGAGAAUCAGCACAGAGUUUUCGAAGCUGCACCACUUCCUGGCUGAAGAAGAGCAACUGUUUCUUCAGAGACUGAGCAAAGAAGAAGAAGAGACAAAGGAGAAACUGAAAGAGAACAUGUCAAGUCUCAAUCAAAUGAUCACUUCCUUGAAGAACCUCAUCUCAGAGGUGGAGGAAAAGAGCCAGGCCUCUACCCUGGAGUUACUCCAGAAUCCAAAAGAUGUGUUGACCAGGAGUGAGAACCAGGAUGUGAACUAUUCCUUUGAAGUUCUGAACGUGAGGACAGUGUGCCAGAUACCAAUGAUGAAGGAAAUUCUGAAGCGAUUCCAAGUGGCUGUUAACCUAGCUGAAGACACAGCUCAUCCUAAACUUGUCAUCUCCCAGGAAGGGAGAUAUGUGAAAAAUGGAGCAUCAGCCGGUUCUUUGCCAGUAUUUUCUACAGCAUGGAACUACUUUAGUGGAUGGAGAAAUCCUCAGAAGACCACACAUGUUGAAGAGAGAUUUCAACACUUACCCUGUGUUCUGGGAAAAAACGUUUUCACUUCAGGGAAACAUUACUGGGAAGUUGAGAGCAAAGAUAACCUGGAGAUUGCUGUGGGGGUGUGUCGGGAGGACGUCAUGGGGAUUACUGAUAGUUCAAAAAUAUCACCCCAUGUGGGAAUCUGGGCUAUUUAUUGGAGUUCAGCUGGCUAUCGGCCUCUAACAAGCCUCCCUGUAAUUCCUACCAAUCAAGAGUCACCUCUUCACCGGGUGGGGGUUUAUCUGGAUCAUGGGGCUGGGAAUGUCUCAUUCUAUAGUGCUGUGGAUGGAGUCCACCUACACACUUUUUCUUGUUCUUUCGUCUCACGCCUCCGACCAUUUUUCUGGUUGAGUCCAUUAGCAUAUUUAGUCCUCCCACCAGUGCCUGAUGGGAAGUGAGGUUACUUUUUCCCUGCCCAAGAAUCCCUCCAUAUACCCCAGCCCAGGGACAUACAUUCUUUGGCCCUCUUCUUUUGCUUUAUAUGUAUCCCGGGUAGUCCAUCAGUACUGUCCAUUCAGAUUCCAAUUUCAUGUUCUGUUCAGGUCCCUGCAUAUUCUGUGCAUACACAACAGAUAUGGCAGUCCUCAUUGGUUGUCUUCCUGGUAGUGAAUCCCCCAAUUCCUGCCACCUUUUCUGGGUCUUCCUAAUUGAACUGUUUGGUAUUCCCCAUGCAUGUACUUCAGAAGAGGCAGUCCCAUGUUAGCUAACUCUGGCCAAUGGAGAUGGGAUGGGAAAUUUUCCAAGGUGCUUUUGGGGGAUGUCUUUUUAGAUUUUUAAAAGAUGUUUGGGAAGAUAUAGCCCCACUUCUGAUGUUAGCAGCUCAGGAGAACACAGUAACAGUGGAAAGGGAAAAGAAACACAAGCUUUGUUGCCAUCAUUAAACAUUCGGAUGUCUCUAAUCCCAAACUUCUUGUUAUAUGAGAUAAUUACUCCCUUAUUAUAUAAGGCAAUUUUAGUUGCAUUUGGUUACUUACAGUCUGAAGUCCCGUAAUGGGUACUAUAGGCAUAUAGCAUGGACAUCCCAUGGUAUAUGCUUAUCUAAUUUUUUCUUAAAUUUGACAAAUUUAUAGAAUCCUUUUCUGUCCAGUCAUGCAAUGCCUGUCUUUUUUUUUUUUUUUUUUUUUUUUUGGUGGCUGGCUGGUACAGGGAUCUGAACCCACCUCUUCUUUCUAGUAAAUACUGAUAUUCCCCACUUGUCUGGACCAGAAAGUUGAGGAAAUCUUUACUUACUCUGCCAUGCUGCUCUCCUGACUAUGUCUCUGCCCUCACCUGUUCACUGUGGUGUACAUUUGUCAGAGUCAUAUAUUGUAUGUACAGGGUUGUUAAUGGAAAUUGAACUCUUUGUACAAAUGACAAAACUGAAACCUUUAGAGUAAUUAGCUCAUUAUUGCUUAGCUGACAAAUGGGGGUAUUGGGAUUAAAAUCUAGAUUUGUCUGAGAUGAAAGCCCAUGCUCGUUUCUACUCUUUUCUUUGUAAGCAUUUAUUGAAUGCUGGUUGUGGGUCAGCAUCAUCUUUAUUUCACCUUUUUGUUUUAUGGUUUUUAUCCUGUGUGUGUUUUAUUCACUUUACAUUUCUGAGAUUGUACAUAGAAUUGUGACAAUUACUGGAUAGUUAUUUUUUUAAUCUGAUUUUUUCUCUUUGGUUAUAAAAGUCAUGUGUACUUAUUGUAGAGAAUUUGGAACAUGUUCCCCAUCCUAUGUCCCAGCCUAUCCUUCCUUGUCUUUCUGUUCAACCUGAGCAACCCCCUCAUUCAACAAUUUCUUCUGAGUUCUUAAUUCUCCGGGAUACUUUCUGUUAUGGUUUGAAUUGUGUUCCCCAAAAAGAUAUGUUGAAGUUC